Molecule: messenger RNA, 753 nt
Organism: Dictyostelium discoideum AX4
Lineage: Eukaryota; Evosea; Eumycetozoa; Dictyosteliales; Dictyosteliaceae
Gene: eIF4e
Product: eukaryotic translation initiation factor 4E
Exons: 1
Coding region: 1-753 (250 amino acids)
Source: RefSeq, a predicted model, not a curated record
AUGACAACCAAUAAAGACGUAGAGUGCUUAGUUGAACCUACCUCAAAUAUUUCAAUCACAGAAGAAAAUAAAAAUGUAACAUCUGAAACAACAACCACCACUAAUAAUACACAAAAUAAAGAAACAGAAACAACAGAUAAUAUAAAUAAAGAAGAAACAGCAGAUAAAGAAAAUAAAGAAGAGCAACAACAAGAAGAAAAUCCAGAAAAUUUAAUUAAACAUCCUCUUCAAAAUAGAUGGUCGUUAUGGUACGAUUAUCAAAGUGGUAAAAUCAAUCCAGAACAUUGGGUUGACUCUUUAAAAAAAGUCAUUAGCUUUGAUUCAGUUGAAGACUUUUGGUGUGUAUUUAACAAUCUUCCAAACGUAUCAAAUUUAAAACAAGGUAGCAGCUACCAUUUAUUCAAAGAUGAUAUCGAACCAAAAUGGGAACACGAAUCAAAUAAGAGAGGUGGAAAAUGGUUUGUUAUGGUCAAAGAUAAGAGUCGUUGUGAUAAUCAAUGGCUUCAAAGUGUCAUGGCUUGUGUUGGUGAAACCUUUGACUCUAGUGAUGAGAUUUGUGGUAUCGUUUAUAACUCUAGAAAGAAUGGUGAUAAAAUAAGUGUUUGGACAAAGACUGCUCAAGAUGAAAAAGCAACUCGUGAUGUUGGUAAUUGUCUCAAAAAGAUUUUAGAAAUUGAUCAAACUAUUCAAUAUACUCCACAUGAAGAUUUUAUUAGAUCUUCAAAAGGUUCAAAGAAUUUAUAUGAAUGUUAA